AUGGCAAACGAUGUUAGAAAUCACGAUAUACAGCGACAACAACAACAGCAGCAGCAGCAGCAACAACAGCCGUUGUACAUGAGCCCUCAAACGGAGAAUCUGACUCACAUGUAUUCAUUGGUGGAUAAAUUGAUCAAGCAACUGCAGAAGAAUAGAGAGGAGAAGGAGAGAGUAUUAUGGAGCGUCGAUAUUCUUUCUAAGCAACUCGGGAAGCGAGCUGGUUCGGGACGUGGCAACAACGAUAUAGUACUCUUUAAUCGAUUUCUGAGCCAAAGGAUCUCGUCAGGGCUUCCUGCUAGCGAUGACGGUUUGGAAGGUGCAGAGAAGGAGGAAAUAUUACGCAGGCAAAACGAGCAGCUGCGUAAAAUUCUGAAGGCUAAGAAAGAUCUCAACAGGGAGACGUUGGGUUUACUGAGGGCGCAUGAGGACUCACUGGAACAGAUCGUAGCUCUUCUGCGGACUAACGUAGUCACUUACCAUAAAAAGUUUAUUGCGAAGGUACGACAAAAGCUUGAAGAUGAAGUGUUUCCGCUGGAAGACGCGGAGUUCAGUUCAUAUGUGGAUAAUGUCAACGAGAUUCACGAACUAAUGCUCGUUUCAGAGGUUUAUAGAAACAUUCUACGUCUCGCAGACACGAUCUGA
Molecule: messenger RNA, 642 nt
Organism: Torulaspora globosa
Lineage: Eukaryota; Fungi; Ascomycota; Saccharomycetes; Saccharomycetales; Saccharomycetaceae
Gene: FAR7
Product: Far7p
Exons: 1
Coding region: 1-642 (213 amino acids)
Source: RefSeq, a predicted model, not a curated record